AUGGUCAGAGAUUGUAUCAAUCAUGCUAAGAGGUGCCAUGAGUACCAGAUCCACUAUGAUGUUAUACAUAAACCGCCAAAUCCGCUGCACCCUACAAUAGCAUCCUGGCCAUCUGAAUGUUGGGGUACUAAUGUUAUCGGGCCGAUAGAUUCCCCAUCAUCAGUAGGACACCGCUUUAUCUUGGCAGCAACCGACUACUUCUCAAAGUGGGUAGAAGCGGCUCCAUUCAAAGAAGUUACGUCUGAGCACGUGAUCAACUUCUUCACCCACAAUGUUGUUUACAGAUUUGGUGUGCCACGCCGCAUAAUCUAA
Molecule: messenger RNA, 312 nt
Organism: Dendrobium catenatum
Lineage: Eukaryota; Viridiplantae; Streptophyta; Magnoliopsida; Asparagales; Orchidaceae
Product: protein NYNRIN-like
Exons: 1
Coding region: 1-312 (103 amino acids)
Molecular function (GO): nucleic acid binding
Source: RefSeq, a predicted model, not a curated record